Messenger RNA from Xenopus tropicalis (tropical clawed frog), 1554 nucleotides. It is a transcript of the gene clec4m, whose product is annotated as C-type lectin domain family 4 member M. Gene Ontology annotation, molecular function: carbohydrate binding. The transcript is spliced from 8 exons. The record is from RefSeq and is a predicted model, not a curated record. Bases 432 to 1109 code for a protein of 225 amino acids. NCBI's taxonomy places the organism in Eukaryota, Metazoa, Chordata, Amphibia, Anura, Pipidae.
GGGUUAAAGGGGAAGUAGGUUUUUAAUGCCUGGGCACCCACUUCCCAUAAAAUACAAUAUAAAAUAUAUCCAAUGGCUGUGUGACAUCACAGGGAGGGCAUUUGUCCUUACUCAGCAGCUGUACAGCAAAGCAGCCCCAUCCAUGCACGGUCUCCUAUCUCCCUUCUUCUGCCUGCCGGUCCGUGUUUGCCUUGGUGCAUAUUGGGAAACCCUCCAGAAUCCAGCUGCACCAUAAGGAAGUAGUUUUCUAUCCUUCAGGGAUCGGGAAUACUUUCACAAUACACAAGUAAAACUGCGUUGAUCGAGCGAGGACUCUGCGUGGUCUCCUAUGUGAGACGGGACGUUUCCCAGAGAACAAGGAAAGGAGAAAAGGGAGCCGACAGGGCAAUAUACAGGUGCAGACUGGGUGUGUGAGAGACUCUUCCCUGGCUAUGGACACAGAAUUCAGCACGAGCUGCGAGAGGCUGGAUAUUGAGCUGAACCAUUCAGAUAAAAAGUCUCCUCUUUACCAAAGAAGAUCUAAAUACCUUAUCUACAGCUUGCUGGCACUGUCCUACAUCCUCAUCCUAACCCUCUUCAUCAUGUUCUUAUCUAAAGCAUCCAACUCUGGAGCAUCGAUGGAGAGCAAGAGUAAAGAGUACAGUGAACUGAAGAACAAUGUAUCUGUGCUUGUCUAUAAACUGAAGCAACUGGAAGAAACAUCACAGAGGAGCAAUUGUGACAGCGGCUGGAAGGAGUUUAAUGGGAGCUGCUACUAUUUCUCCAAAAGCAUCAUGGGCUGGAAUAAAGCCCGGGCCCUGUGUUUGAAGAAGGAAAGUGACCUGGCUGUCAUCACCAGUGAGAAUGAACAGGACUUUCUCUAUGAAACCACCCAGGAUGACCGUUACUGGAUUGGCCUCAGUGACACAGAUCAGGAAGGGGCAUGGGUCUGGGUUGAUGGAACAGACUACAGUACAUCAUAUAAAUUCUGGAAGGAAGGAGAACCAAAUGAUCAUCUAAAUAACGAAGACUGUGCUCACAUGUGGACUCAUGGAGAGUGGAAUGAUGUCCCGUGCUCUUACAGCUAUUGCUAUGCCAUUUGUGAGAAGAAAAUCCCAUCCCGCACAUAGUUUCAAUGCUAUGCACGCUCUGGGCUCCAUGAAGAGGGGUGGGGUCAAUUCAAUAAUGGCAAUGGGGAACAAAAUAGCUGCCCGAACGCUGAAGAUGUUGGAAAUAUAUAUGUUUAUAUUUAUAGGGGUAUGAAACACUGUACAUUGCUUUCUUAGUGCAGAGCAUAGCACAUAGCAGUUUUAUACUGCCUUUAUAAUACAGGGAUAGCUAGGAGUUGAUCAUAGUUCUGAUAUCCAUCACCUGUUAUCCACACAACAAGAAGGGGUCACUGCUCCAAAGUGGUUACAAGAUUUCUGUAAGUGGAUAGUGGCCGACCAAUAGGAGGGGGGGGGGCUGAAUGUAAAAGUAUUUCUAUAUUUUUGUAUUAAUGUUUAGUAUCACUGUACAAUACAGGCAGUGUUUGUUUCCAGCUGAUAUAAACAUAAAGGACUCAUGCUGAAUGUA